AUGGCACAACUGAGGGCGGGCGCCGGCUCUGUGGGCGCCGGCUCUGUAGGCGUGCGCACCAACUUCCAUUUCGAACUCGUUACGACUCCCACCUCAGAUACCCCAGGCACGACCCUACUUCUGCACUUCGCGACGAAGAGAUAUCUUCUUGGAGAGAUCACCGAGGGGACACAGAGGGCAUGUAUACAACGUGGGGUCGGGCUGAAAAAGGUUCGAGGUCUCUUCCUCGCGGGCAAGACACAUUGGAACAACGGAGGGCUGAUUGGCAUGAUCCUUAGCCUGGCUGAUGUCCAGCAAUCCGAGCUGGAUGAAGACGGUGUCAAGCGUCCGAGACUGGACAUACACGCAGGUCCGAUGCAAUUGCACUCGCUGGCAUGUGCGAGGAGAUUUGUCUUCCGGACAGGGAUGCCGUUGUCGGUGCAUGAGGUUGAUAUCCGCAAGACCACCACCGACCCACAGCCUAUUCAUGAAGAUGAAAAUAUCCGCGUAUGGUCACUUCUGACUCAAGAUGCCUCUAACAACAUUGAUGGCGUCGCAAUCGAUGAAGCGCAGUUGGAAAUCGAGCAGGAGAUUCGGAAGAAAGUCGUCAAUAACAUGUUCGAUUCGGAUUGGAGACGGGAUCAACUAUUCCAAUCCAAGCUGAAGGACAUCAAGCUUCCUGCCGUUGUCUACGUGCGCGAUCCAGAGACAAAGACGCUAGUCUCUUACCCAGUCCUUGACCUCGAUACGACGCCGCUCUCACCAGACUCUGAUGUCCUCCAUCGCAAUCCCUGGCCUGCCUCCACUGUCGGAGAGCUACCCCCAGCAUUCGGUCUGUCUCGUGGUGCGGCAAUGUCGUAUAUCGUCAAGGGCCACCCCCAACGCGGGAGUUUCGAUGUGAAAAAAGCCAUAGCCUUAGGUAUGAAACCUGGCCCGAAGUUCGCACAACUGGCAGCAGGUAGAUCGGUCGAGAGCGAUGAUGGUACUGGCACAACGAUUACUCCGGAGAUGGUCCUAAGCCCAACUCGACCCGGGAGAGGUCUUGCCUUGUUCGACGUACCCUCUGUCGUCCAUCUUGAUGAUCUUGUACGGAACCUGAACAAGCAGACGGACCAGCUUUUGGAUGGUGUAGAAGCCGCGGUCUGGAUCACCCGGCAAGAUGUCGUAGGGACCGAGCAAUUUCAAAGUCUACUGCAUCGACUGGGGCACAUGAGGCACAUCAUCUCGGAUGCGUCCCUCUGCAAUGACCACAUUACUCAUGAUUCCAGCGCCUUAUCUUCAAGCCAGCUAGCUCAAAUCGCCCCAAAUCUAUUCUCGGUUCCUCGUUUCGACAACUCAAAAGCGUAUCGUCCUGCGCUGGAUAAAUAUGGGGCCGAGUUACGCUCCUUAGUUGCCGAUCCACAGGUCGUCCUGGCAAAAAGAGGCUUAAAAGUGCAAAUCGAGCCAACUUUCGCCAUCGACGAGAAAGAGGUAGCUUCGAACCUCGACUCUGCCUCGUUCGCGACUGUUCUAGAACCAGCGGUCCAAGAAUUGCUACAGGACGAUAUAUCUUCGUACCGGGCUGCAACUUCGGCUUUCGUUCCAGGUGCGGACUUACAAGAACCAGAGAUCAUUACUCUGGGGACCGGUUCUGCAGCUCCUUCAAAAUAUCGCAAUGUCUCAGCAGUACUUUUACGCAUGCCGCAAGGCAUGGGGAACUACCUGUUCGAUUGCGGAGAAGGCACCCUUGGUCAGUUGAAGAGACUGUACGACGUACAACAACUGGACGACGUUUUGUUCAACUUGCGAGCAAUAUGGAUUUCUCACCUUCACGCCGAUCAUCAUCUCGGCACUCUUUCGGUGCUGAAAGAGGUGCACAAGACCGUGGGCAGACUGGCCGGAUCGGAGAGUGUGUCUCUAUCGCCACCUUACCUGCUCUCCGAGAUCAACAUGUUGGACUACGUAGAUGAGUACCAGUCCGUGCUGGGGCUGCCAACCAACGCACUUUGCACGCCGAUACCUUGCAACUCCUUUAAGGGGUUGUCGCACCGUGGAGAGCCCUUUGACAUUGGGCAGCACGACUCUUACAUCAAAGAAUGGCGGACUGUGCAGGUUAAUCACUGCCAUGGAGCGCAAGCCGUCUCGGUCACGUUCAAGAAUGGAUUCAAAUUCUCCUACAGUGGCGACUGUCGACCGAGUGAGAAUUUCUGCGAAAUUGGUGCCGACUCGGAUGUUCUUGUACACGAGGCAACAUUUGACGAUGGCAUGGAAGGAGAUGCAAAGGCCAAGAAACACAGUACAACGGGUGAAGCCGUCGGCGUUGCGCUGAGAAUGCGCGCAAAGAAUCUCAUCCUAACGCAUUUCAGCCAGCGGUACCAGAAGAUACCCGUAUUCAGCAGUGUCAAGAUGCCCGAGCGCGUAUCUGAGGAGGAUCUUCUGGAUGAUGUGGAUGCUGAGAUGACCAACGGCACCGUCCCUAUAAAUGAUGAUGGUGCCGAUGAGCGUCCGCGAAAGCUCGCUCCUACAUUAUCGUCGUCCUCCUGGGUUGAAGCCGAUGCUGCGCGUGAGCUUCCUGUUGCUGUGGCGUUUGACCUCAUGCGCAUCAAGGUCUCGCAGAUUAAAGACAUGAGAAGACUCUUUCCGGCCAUAUCCAAGAUGUUCGAGAUUGAGGAGGAGAAACGAGAGAAGGCCCGCUGUGACACUGCUGAACAGGUCAAGAUUGAGGAAGAAAAGAAACGUGCCGCGAGACAGGAGUCGAUGUCGAAGAACAGGAAGAAGAAAGACGAACUAAAUCGAGCGAAGCAGAUGGAGGCAAAUAACAAGACGAGUAAGAAGACCAAGAGAAAAGCCAGUGGACCAGCAGUUGACCAUGCGGAGCAGACUCGGACGACGCAGGCGCAGGCUCCAGGAGAGAAGGGUGAGCGUGCAAUAGCAAACGGUGCCACUGAGCCAAGGAACGUGAACGGCAGCGGUGUCGAUGCAGGUGAGAACGCCGUCUCCAGCGUCACGGCGACUGCCACAGGCGUCCAGAUUGGCAAUGGCGCGAAGGCGAACAGGCAGGAUGACCCAGCCCAGAAUCCACACCGAUUAGGCUCCGCCCCUAAGAAAUGGGAACCUCAUGAUGCCACCGCAGUCAAGGAGCACGAGGUCCAGAGUCCGGCGAAGCGGCGCAAGACUGAGUGA
This is a messenger RNA of Cladophialophora carrionii CBS 160.54, 3141 nucleotides long. RefSeq lists its product as uncharacterized. The transcript has a single exon. Gene Ontology annotation, biological process: mitochondrial tRNA 3'-end processing. Bases 1 to 3141 code for a protein of 1046 amino acids. Gene Ontology annotation, molecular function: 3'-tRNA processing endoribonuclease activity. The record is from RefSeq and is a predicted model, not a curated record. Lineage: Eukaryota; Fungi; Ascomycota; Eurotiomycetes; Chaetothyriales; Herpotrichiellaceae. Gene Ontology annotation, cellular component: mitochondrion.